Messenger RNA from Phytophthora nicotianae INRA-310, 1008 nucleotides. RefSeq lists its product as hypothetical. NCBI's taxonomy places the organism in Eukaryota, Oomycota, Peronosporomycetes, Peronosporales, Peronosporaceae. Bases 1 to 1008 code for a protein of 335 amino acids. The record is from RefSeq and is a predicted model, not a curated record. The transcript has a single exon.
AUGGAUUGGAAGGAGCUUGCUACUUUCUGGAAUGAGGGCUACGUUGUAGGGAGGUCAAAGCUUCUGGUUGAUAUAUUUGAUGAAGCGUUGCAUGAAGUGAGAGGUCUCGCGUUUGCUCCUAUUUUUGGCGAUGUGUUUGAUGAAAGUGGAGCUGGAGAUCCGAAGCGACUACAAACUCCUAUAGGAACGCUAGGUUCUGCAAUGAAAAAGGUUCACGGGGCAGUUAAGGCUAUUGUAACGGAUACUGAGGAUCAGUGGGAAAUGAAAGAAGCUUCUUGGACUGCUUUGAAGUCGCUACCUGGUGGAGAUAGGCAGGGGCCUCACAAGGACUUCCCUGCCUUUGAAACGACAAAAGCUUUAUUGACGAAAAGGCGUAUCGAAGCUUCAGUUAUUGUGGCCCUUAUGCCUCGAACCCGAUUUAUUGUUUUCCCCAGACGUUUUGGAAGCGUCGUUGACAGGGAUGAUGCUAAGGAAUUAAUACUGGACAAAGGGGAUAUAUUAAUUUUUCGUGGAGACCUCGUCCAUGCUGGUGCGGCGUUUGAUGAAGAAAACGUCAGACUUCAUUGCUACGUACUAGUUAAAGGAAUCCAUCAAGUGGAAAACACAACGGAAGCUGCUGCCUUUGCCACAUACAUGUGUGAAAACUGUCUUCUCGUGGUGGAAUCAAGACGAGCUCUAUCAAAUCAUCUCCGGUCGUGCAGAAGCAGAUCUGAGGAAGCUGAAAAUGAAGAAAGAGAUGAGAGAGUUCACUGCGAAUGUCACGGCAAGUUCUUCAACAGCAUGAACUCGUACUAUCAGCAUAUGCGGCGGGAACGGCUGAAAAGGCUGAGGGAGGCAGAACAGGAGGUAAAAAUGGCCGAAGAAUCGGGGACAGGACUAAGGGCCGAAAGCAGCGCUUCCAUUGACGAACAAGAAGCGGAGAGCAGCAGUGAAGGAGCGGGGAGCAGCGACGAAGGUGAGGAGCGAGAGGACGAAAGCAGCGCAUAUGAAGGAAGUAGUAGCGACUAA